Molecule: messenger RNA, 255 nt
Organism: Lottia gigantea (owl limpet)
Lineage: Eukaryota; Metazoa; Mollusca; Gastropoda; Lottiidae
Exons: 1
Biological process (GO): regulation of transcription by RNA polymerase II
Molecular function (GO): RNA polymerase II cis-regulatory region sequence-specific DNA binding; DNA-binding transcription factor activity, RNA polymerase II-specific
Source: RefSeq, a predicted model, not a curated record
CAAAAUCCAUAUAUAAAACCACCAUAUUCUUAUUCUGAUCUUAUAACCAUGGCAAUUAAAGAUACAGUAGAUAAUAAAAUAACUAUAUCAUCUAUUUACAAGUGGAUUACAGACCAUUUUUUAUACUACAGAAUGACCACAAUUUGUUGGCAGAAUUCUGUUCGACAUAAUUUAUCAUUAAAUAAACGUUUUGAAAAAGUUCCCAAAGAGAGGAAUAAUUUUGGAAAAGGUGGAUAUUGGAGAAUCAAACCAGAA